GCGCUAUACCACGCUGUCACCCUGCCCCACCCCCCAGCUGAGUCAACAUUUUUUGGAAAGCUAAGUUACGGUCCCGCAAAAUUCUUUAACUUGCAGACAAUACAUACCCAGGUUCCUAGGAAUGUGGCUCGAUUGAUCAAUUUACAAAACCUGGCUUAAGUAGCGGACACAUCGGUGGUUCUCCGAGCCUGUCCCGGGAAGGUUGCAUAUCUUUCAACAUCCACUCUAGAAUCAACUGAGUGCGAUCCGAGAAUGGAGAACUUUUGACUUGGACUAAGCUCAGAUAAGGAAUCCAAGAAUCAAGAUGUCCCAGGAUAACCUCAAAGCUCUCGCUACGGGUGCUAUCGGUCUGGUUCUUGUAUCUCUUCUCACUCUUCCUGCAGUGAUUGCCAUUACGUCGCGCUGCCGACGAGCCAAAUAUGAGUCACAGCUAUUAUACGAAGACAAAGAUGGAAUUGCAACUCAAGAGUCGAUGGCCGCCUAUUCAGCAACGGCCCCGAAGAUUGUAACGUUUAUCAGCAUGUUUAUUGGAUUUGCAACUGCCUCCUCUUUAGCUGUUUUGACCCCUUCUGAUCGAAAUCAAGACCUCGCCUUCAUUGCACUUUGGAUAAAUGUUGCUCAAUGGAUUCUACUUUUGAUCCAAACACUCUCGAUCGGUAUCAUCCGAAACCCUACUAAAAGCUACUCAUUAGGGCUGUACAUUGGGUUGUCAUGCAUAUUAUUAUUUGUCGUCCUUAUUUUCCAGGAUGCUCUACUCGUACAGAAGCAAUUCUAUGGUGAGUCUAGACGGUUAUUUUUAACACAGAUUGCCCUACGGGUUUCUCAACUUGUGGCGGUGAUUUCUGCUGGUAUCGCUAGUAUCUCUUUGCCUCGAAGACCGCAAGUCUUCUAUAAUGGCCAUCCAGUGGACAGCAUGUUUACUGGGUCUGCCAUGGAGAGAUUCAAUUUUGUCUGGGUUCAAAGCUUGUUGAUGCUUGCGAAGAAGACGCGGCAUCUAGAUCUACAGGAUCUGCCCAAAAUGGAUCAUCAUACUCGUUCGAAAGAUCUAAGUGAAUCUUGGGCGGAAAGAGUUCAUUCACGAAAACUCUGGAUCGAAAUCGUUCUCGCCCACAAGUGGCCAUUAUUUACACAGUGGUCACUCACGCUAGUUCAAGCAUUUGGCAAUUUUGCUCCUCAAUUCGUCACAUUUCACCUCCUAAAGAUUCUAGAACAAAGAAGUAUUGCUGAGCCAGCCCCUUCUGAAGCUUGGGUAUGGGUCUUUAUCCUCACAGUUUCAAGUGUCGCUUCGGCGUGGAUUGAAACGUGGAUGUUCUGGGUAUCUUGGUCCGAGCUUGCUAUUCCAAUUCGUGCUCAACUCUCGGCUCUCAUAUUCCAAAAAGCUAUGCGGCGCAAAGAUGUAAAGGGGGCGUCAAAAGCACUUAAAACAGAGAGUGGAGAGAAUGAAAAUUCUACCGAGGCCACUCUUGGGAAUUCUGCAAAUGGAGACAAUUCUAAAGUUGAGGGAGAUCAAGAGGAUAACGACCCGAAGGGAAAGCAGUCAACAGUUAAUCUCAUUGGUAUCGAUACGAAACGGGUAUCCGACUUUUGCUCUUUCAACAAUAUCUUUCCAGGCAGUCUGUUCAAAUUGAUUGUCUCAUUUACCUUCCUGUGGUCGAUCAUUGGAUGGAAAGCUUUGAUUGCCGGGUUUCUAGCAAUGGCUUUUACAGUCCCUCUUAAUAUAUAUAUUAGCAAACGCUACUCAGCUGCUCAAGAUCGACUCAUGAAGGCUCGUGACGCAAAGAUGGCCGUGGUGACUGAAGCUCUACAGGGGAUUCGACAGAUUAAGUUUUCUGCGCUUGAAGAAAACUGGCACAACUUUAUUGGUAAAGUUCGAGCCAAAGAACUGGCAGAGCAAUGGAGUGUCUAUGUUGCUGAAACGUUCUUAAUUUUCUGUUGGAUUGCAAGCCCAAUUCUGCUCUCUGCAACGUCGCUUGCCGUCUACGCUCUCUUGAACGGCACUCUUACUCCAUCCGUUGCUUUUACUGCAAUUGGAGUGUUUUCAAAUCUGGAAAUGACCUUGUCGGUAAUUCCAGAGCUAACUACGGAUCUCAUAGACGCGUAUAUCUCCAUGGGACGAAUUGAAAGAUAUCUAAAUUCACCUGAGAUCUCUGCUUAUACGAGCGAUGCUCCCAACAUUUCGUUCGAGAAUGCUUCAAUCACUUGGCCAUCAGAUGAGGAAGAACAAGCAAAUGACCAAAGAUAUGUUUUGAGAGACCUAAAUGUCUCUUUCCCAAAGGCUGAGCUUAGCGUAGUCAGUGGAAAGACGGGAACUGGCAAGAGUCUCAUGCUGGCAGCGAUUCUAGGAGAAGUAGACGUCUUAUCUGGCAAGGUCAAUGUUCCACAUUCGCCAACUACUCAAGAGCGACACGACCACCUAGCUACAAGAGCCAACUGGAUCAUACCUUCCUCAAUUGCAUUCGUCGCCCAAAUCCCCUGGAUCGAAAACGCCACUAUCAAGGACAAUAUCCUAUUCGGCCUUCCCUUCGACGAGCAACGGUACAAGCAAGUCAUCGAAGUGUGCGCGUUACGAAAAGAUCUAGAUAUGCUCACUGAUGGAGAGUACACUGAAAUAGGCGCCAAUGGUAUCAAUUUGAGCGGUGGCCAACGAUGGAGAGUCACCUUUGCUAGGGCGUUGUAUUCUCGAGCUGGAAUAUUAAUUUUGGAUGACAUCUUGAGUGCUGUCGACGCUCAUGUAGGAAAACACAUUUUCGAAAAAGGCCUUAUGGGAGAUCUCGGGGUCGGUCGGACUCGAAUUCUUGUUACCCAUCACGUUGCUCUGGUUAAAUCAAAGGCAAAAUACUUGGUAGAACUGGGAAGCGGUACCAUUGAGCAUGCUGGGCUGGUGGACGAAUUGGAAGCUACCACCUUGGACGAGAUUAUCCACCACCAAGAAAGUGAGCACGAGAUUCGGCAGGAUGAAGGUCUCACCGAGGAAUCAUCUGAUGGCGAGAAUAUGGAGGAGCUGAAGAAAGUGAAUUCGAAAUUAGCCCCGAGAAAGUUUGUAGAAGAGGAAGCGAGAGAACAAGGAAGGGUGAAAGGCAGAAUCUACAUGGCUUACCUGAAUGCUGCUGGUGGGUUGCCUUUCUGGUUAGUAGCCGUCGUCGCAUUCUCUGUCUUGCAAUGCCUCGUAACUGGUCGCUCCUGGUGGCUCAAGGUAUGGACUGGUGCGGAAGAGAAAGAAUCCAUGACACAGCUCAGCUACGCCCUUCACUCACAAACAUUCAUGUCCUCUAUUCCGCCAAAUUCUACGACGCUCGCAGGUCCGGAUCAGAGACACACACUCGGUUUUUACUUAGGUAUCUACGUUGCCUUCUCUGCUGUUUCGGCUAUUCUCGGAACGUUACGAUAUUUCUACAUCUAUACUGGGUGUAUUCGUGCUUCUCGAGUUCUCUUCGACAAAAUGUGUUACGCCGUUCUUCGGACACCGCUAAGAUGGGUUGAUACGGUACCACUAGGUCGGAUCUUGAAUCGCUUUACUUCAGAUUUCAACGUCAUCGACGCUCGCCUAUCAAACGAUUUUACGGGUGAAAUGAGGGAUCUAUUUCAGUUUUUUGGAAUAAUUGCUGCUGGGCUUUUUGUUUCCCCGUACGUUAUGCUGCUCUCGAUUGCCUUACUCUCCGUUUGUAUCUGGAUAGCGUCUAUCUAUCUAUACGGAGCCCGCGAAGUCAAACGUCUCGAGUCCAACGCUAAAUCACCUGUCUUCGAGCAAUUUGGCUCUGCUCUCACAGGUGUUAGUACUAUUAGAGCUUUCUCGAAAACAGACACAUACAUCAAGCGCAUGUUCGAGAAGAUCGACAACCACAGCACCACCUUCUGGUAUCUUUGGGCCUUCCAUCGUUGGAUGGGGUGGCGCAUGACACUUGUUGGUAGCUUCUUUGCGACUAUCGUUGCAGCUAUCAUCCUACUCCUUCCCAAUGUGGAUGCAUCACUCGCAGGUUUCGCGUUAUCCUUUGCCUUGAACUACAGCACGACUAUUAUCUGGAUAAUCAGACACUACGCAAAUUUAGAAUUAGACAUGAACGCUACCGAACGCAUCAUUGAGUACUCCAGCCUCAAGAUCGAACCCCAGGAUGGCGCCGAUCCACCGGCCGCCUGGCCGAGUGAAGGACGACUCGAAGUCAACGACCUUGUUGUGGCCUAUGCACCAGACCUCCCACCAGUUCUAAAAGGGAUCACUUUCCACGUCGAACGUAACCAACGCAUUGGGGUAGUUGGUCGUACGGGAGCCGGCAAAUCAUCUCUCACGCUGGCACUCUUCCGGUUCCUCGAAGCCAGUCAAGGAAGUAUCCACAUCGAUGGACUCGACAUCUCCAAAAUAAAGCUACACUCACUUCGAUCUCGCCUUGCAAUCAUUCCUCAAGACCCAGUUCUGUUUUCCGGGACUGUGAGAUCGAACCUCGACGCUUUUGACAAACACACCGAUUCUGAACUGCAUGACGUCCUCGAGCGCGUGCACCUCGUCACUCCAAACACGGAAUCCUCAGAACCGGCGGCCGGUUUAGCUAGUGAGAAUACAAGCCAAUCAGCAAACGAAAAUGUCAAUCCCUUCCGAUCUCUGAGCUCUCCAGUCACGGAAGGUGGACUCAACCUCUCGCAGGGCCAACGUCAGCUUCUCUGCCUCGCUCGCGCCAUUGUGUCACGUCCGAAAGUUGUGGUCUUAGAUGAAGCCACGAGUGCGGUUGAUAUGGCGACUGAUAUGCUGAUCCAGAGGAGUAUUCGGGAUGAGUUUGGCGAUAGUACACUCAUCGUCAUAGCACAUCGGUUGAGUACAAUUAGUGACUUUGAUAAGAUUCUCGUCUUGGACGAUGGACAGGUUGCGGAAUUUGGAACACCUAGGGAAUUGAUGGGUAUAGAAAAGGGCGUGUUUAAGGCUAUGGUGAAAGACAGUGGCGAGAGAGAGAAAUUGGAGAAAAUCAUCUUAGGUUGAGGCCUGGAUGUGGAGCAUAUUGGCGAAGUUCGAAAUUAAGUCAUACAACUACACUCAUUCUAAAAUUAUGACAAAAUAAGCAUGUUAUAUCAAAAGACUAUUGAAUUAUACUAUUUGAUUACUGUAUAAAGAUAAAUGACACAUUCUUUUUGGCGCG
Messenger RNA from Talaromyces proteolyticus, 5123 nucleotides. RefSeq names its product putative ABC bile acid transporter. Gene Ontology annotation, biological process: transmembrane transport. Bases 305 to 4966 code for a protein of 1553 amino acids. Lineage: Eukaryota; Fungi; Ascomycota; Eurotiomycetes; Eurotiales; Trichocomaceae. The transcript has 7 exons. The record is from RefSeq and is a predicted model, not a curated record. Gene Ontology annotation, cellular component: membrane. Gene Ontology annotation, molecular function: ATP binding; ATP hydrolysis activity; ABC-type transporter activity.